UUUCGAAUUUAAAAAUUUAAAAUGUGGCACUUGAAUGUGGCAUUAUUUUUAUUGUGCGGCGUCGGCUUGAUUGAGGCACGCAGCUACAGCAAUGGAUUGAUCUUCUAUGACCUUGCCACACACACACCUUACUUGCCACCAACGGUGAGCGUGUCCCGUGGCCGCAACUUGGCCAGCGUCAAAUACUCCGAAAAGGGUUCGAUUUGGUCCACGUUCGGACAACCUUGCGUCUGCCGCGGCGUGGCAUGCGGCUGCUGUGCCGGCCUCAAGGUCGAUCAGUACAAGUUCGAUCAGAAGGUUUGUGCGAACAUCACUUUUGUGCCACAGCUGGAGGAGGCACAACUCGAGAUGUAUUUAAACGAGCGACCAUCGUCCAAGUUUGGCAUCUCGCUGCGCAACCCGACGCCCUUCUGCAUACCCGUGAUGAUGGGCGUGCCGAUGGCGAUGUGCGUUCAGCUCACCGACAUCCAAAUGGUGGAGAACAAUCUGAACAUGUGCAUGGACUUUGUGGUCCGGCUGGCGACAACGGAUCUCUUCGAGAUGCAUUUCCAGUGCAUGCGCAUGGGACUGAGCGGGGUUCAGUAUGUGGAUAAGAAUGGCAAGCCAGUGUUGCCCAUUGGAGAGCAGCAGGCGGAGGAUGAGGAAGAGGUGCAGGAGGAAGAGGAGGAGCUGCUGGAUCAAGAUGAACACACUGAUUAUGAUUAUACGGAUGUGGCUGAGUCAGAGAAGCAGCAUGAGCAGGCAGGGGAUGAGAAGGGGGAGGAGGAGAAGGAGCAAGAGCAAGAGCAAGAGCAGCAACAACAGCAAGAGGAACAAGAGCAGCAGCAACAGAAACAGGAGCAACAGCAACAGGAGGAAGAACAACAGCAACAGCAAGAUGCGGAGUUGACAAUGGAGCAAGCUGAGCAACAGAAGAAGAAGCCAGGAGAGCAGCAGGAGCAGCAUCAACAGGAGGAGAAAACAGAGGAACAACAGCAACAGCAGCAAUCGGAGUUGGAGCAGCAAUUUGAACCGGAGCCGUUGCCCAUUGAAAGUGAAAUGUUGAUGGCAGGUGAAGAAGAUGAAGCGGCAACAGAAGACUACGAAGAAGAGGAGGCAACCGAAGCAGAAGAGCUGCAAAUGCAACAGCAGCAACAUCAACAACAACAAGAAUAUCAACAACAAUCCCUGGAGCAACCUCAGCAACAGCAACAGCAAGAGGAACAACAUCAAUCCCAGCAGCAAGCACAACAGCAACAGCAACCAGCAAUGCUCAGUCUUGGUCAGAUUUAUGGCGAUGAGAGCGAGCCAGAGUUCAACGAAAUAAGUGAAACAAUUGCCAAUGAACAAACAGCAGCAGCAACAGCAGCAACAGCAACAGCAGCAACGACAGCAACAACCAAAAAACCCACAGAGCAAAAGGAGGCAACAGAGCAACAACAACUGCAGGAGACAGAAGAGGAGGCGGAGGCGGUGGCAGAUGACGAAGAGGAGGAGGAGGAGGAGGAGAAGGAAAAGGAGGAGGAGCAGUCAAAGACUGAACAGCCAGAGGCGUCGCGUGAAGAGGAAGCAGCAGCAACAACAACAGCUGAAAUAGAAAACGACAUUGACAAUGAGGUGAAUGUGGAUGAUGACGACAAAGUUGAAGCUGCAGCAGAGGAAGCAGCAGCAGCGGCAGCUGAAGACAUUGACAUUAAAACGGAGGCAACUGCUGAACAAGAAGAAGAGGAGGAGCAGGAGGAGGAGGAGUAUGGCGAGGGAACGCAGACGGAGGCAGCAGCAGCAACAACCGAAGAAGAUAACGAUGAUAAUGAUAAUGACAAUGAUUAUGAUGAUGAUGCAGCAGAAGAUAAUAAAGACGAUGACCAGGAGGCGGCAAUUGCCAAUAGCAAUGAAAGUGCUUCGAGGCCCAACAACAGCAGCAGCCAUAGCAACAGCAACAACAGCAGCAGCAGCAGCAACCACAUUAACAGCAGCAACGCUUUAAACAAUGAGCCAAAUCGUCAAGCUGUUGAUGACAUAGCUAAUGAGAUACAACAUCAACUGCAACAACAACAACAGCAACAAGAGGAGCAACAACAACAACAACAACAGCAGCAACAACAACAACAACAACGUUGGCGUCGCUUGCGCUUGCGUCAGCGCAGCUUUGUUUAAUUGCAACAUUGCAACUGCAGCCGAUUGUUAUUAAUUUAUUGUAAUUGUUAAUGAAUUGUUAAAUGCUAAAUGCUUGUUAAUUAAUACUUAUUUAUUGCUAGCAUAGACAAAAAAAUUCAACUCGAAUAAAAAUGUAACAAAUUUUAUAUAAAAAACAAAAAUAAAACAUGCUUUAAA
Molecule: messenger RNA, 2313 nt
Organism: Drosophila nasuta
Lineage: Eukaryota; Metazoa; Arthropoda; Insecta; Diptera; Drosophilidae
Product: transcription factor SPT20 homolog
Exons: 2
Coding region: 22-2136 (704 amino acids)
Source: RefSeq, a predicted model, not a curated record